UUGUCAAAGCCACAGCAGUGAAGGGUAUGUCAAAGUUUCCAGUCCUGCCCCCGAUUGAAGACACACAGGACCGGGGUGAGGUUGGACAGAGCGCCUCAGCAAGGGAGAAAACGGAGAAGACAGCGGUUCGCAAGAAACUGUUGAGGCACAGAAGGAGUAAAGUGCAACAACACCAACUCCAUAUGAUAUUGGUGUCUAGAGCAAUGGAGGCUUACAGACGAAGCAAAGAGAGGGGAGCAGUGUGCAGCCAGUCACCAGAACCAGAGUUUCCACCUUCUAUGCUUAGUGAGGAGCGGAAGCGUAGGUUGAACUACAUGUUCCUGAAGCGAUGUGUUGAGAACCGCCCAUUUGCUCCAAUCCAGCAACAGUGGAUGGACUCCAUUGUUGCCCGAGUCUCCCCUAAACUUAAAGAGGGACCUGAGACACAAAAACUGCUACAGGAGCUCUGCAAGGAAGUCAGUGACGAUUUCCACAAUGUGAUUGUCAAGCACACAGUGGACACGGUAUUAAAGAAUCCACGGACAGAAGAACCUGUCUCUGACAAACAGACAGCUACCCAACCAAAAAUUCUUGAUCUCUCCCAAUCUUGGCAUGAUAGCUUUAUCAGAAGCCACAAAAUAAUGAAAACAAAUUUGCACAUUCUUCAUCCGGUAAUGCAAACUGUCUUGGAUAUUGGCUACAUGACAUUUUCUCCACUGGUGCUGGUUGAUCUUUCAGUAUGCAGGGCUUCAGGAUCUGUGGACUGUAAGAGCCUACAGAACAAAAUGGCUGUGGAGUGUAAGAGGACAGAAGAUCGUAUCAUGAAUACCUGGUUUCCCAAAGUCAUCCACUUAUUGACAAGUAAAGAAACACUGAAGGGAGUUAAAGAGGAGAAACUGGAUUCCUUUUACAACUGCACGUCCACCCUAAUCUCCAAUCAGUUAAAAUCUGUGCUUCAGACAAGUGUUGAGGCGUUUGUCAAUCUGUUUGAGCCAAGCAAUCGCCGCUACUUGCCCCUCUUUCGUAUGGCCUUAACAUUUGAUGAUGAAAAGAUGGAAAUUUAUCCCACCUUGCAAGAUCUGGAAGCUGCUGUUUUAGGGAUUCUUAAUGUCAUCACAAACACACUGCAGAAAGUACAGACGGUCCAGUCAUGGCUGACAGAAGCCAUAUCUUCAUUUGUAGAUGCUAAGGUGGCUGAUCACAUCCUUGCUUGGGCUCAUGUCACCGUAAAGGCUGCUGUGUGCAAGAAUCUAGAGGAACCUGACAAACAUUUCCAGAACUAUGUUGACAACUAUGACUGGCUAGUCAAUGGAACUGCACAGGCUAGAGUAGAUAAGUUCAUGGAAGAGGAGCACUCUUUUGAUGAGUACACUAAGCAAGUGGAGGAGUUUCGUGUUCUGUCAAAGGAGAUUAUUAGCCUCCCAGCAAAAGCCCACUUCUCGAUGGUCCAUCUGGACUGUGAAGAGCUGAAACAGGGGCUGGCAAACAAAGCAAACAACUAUGCUCAAAUACUUCUGAAGAAACUGAUCACCAGCCACCGCGAGCAAAAUCUACAGAUCUGCUCUGAAUUUGAAACCAUCAGAGAGAACAUUCUGAAAGUACCAGAGAGUACAGAGGACAUGACUGAGAUCAUUGAUCACAUUAAUUUCACUAAGACAAAGGGUAUUGCAGAACUUCAUGAAAAAAUAAAGGAAGCUUACCGUAGACUGCUCUACCUCCUAGAUGUCCACAUCAUUGAGCCAGAGCACCUGGAACUUAAUUCCACUGUCUUUCUCUGGCCGCAGAAAAUCCUCCAUGUCUUUGAGCUCAGUCAAGAGGUAAUGCAGAAGGCCAAGCAGAAAGGGGAGCAGGAGCUGAUUGCUAAAAGAGAACGACUAAUGAUACAGCUGGAAAAGUUGGGCCGCAGGGUAGAGGAGUUCCCACAUUGCUCUGAGCUGGAUAGGAUGCCGCAGUAUAUGACGGAUGUCAGAACAGUUCAGAAGCUUCUCCAGGAGGCUGAGGAGGCGAUCGUCUUCAUUAACAAGGAAGAGGUCUUUUACAAAUGGGAUCAAACAUGUUACCCAGAACUUGAGGUCAUCAAAGACAACAUUGAACCGUAUCAGAAGCUGUUUGGACUUGUGUUGAAGUGGCAGCGCACAGAAAACAGGUGGAUGGAUGGUUCCUUCCAGGGCCUAGAUGGGGAGAGCAUGGAAGUAAAAGUGGAUGAGUUCUUUAGGGAGAUCUUCAAGAUGCUCAAGUUUUUCCAACAGAAGCAGAAUAAGGCUGUGCAAGAGAAGGAGAAGAAUGCUGGGAGGAGACAACCUACUGAGGAUGAUCCAAAAAAGUUGGAAAGCCCCACAGUACUUUUGUGCUCCACUGUGAUGGAGCAGAUCAAGGAGUUUAAGGAUCAUAUUCCUGUUGUGUCCAUCUUGUGUAAUCCAGGCAUUAGAGCUCGCCACUGGGACCAGAUGUCAGAUAUUGUGGGGUAUGACCUCACUCCUGACUCUGGUACUACACUACGCAAAGUUCUCAAGCUAAACCUGGCUCCGUACCUGGAACAGUUUGAGUCUCUGAGUGCUGCUGCUAGUAAAGAGUUUUCCCUGGAGAAGGCUAUGCAAACCAUGAUGCAUAUUUGGGAUGGUAUUUCUUUCCACCAUCAACCUUACAGGGAGACCGGAGUGUCCAUUCUAACCACCUUGGAUGAGAUUCAGACGAUGUUAGAUGACCAGAUUGUGAAGACUCAGACAAUGAGGGGCUCACCGUUCAUCAAACCUUUUGAAAAGGAGAUCAAGGUUUGGGAGGAGCGUCUGCUUCGUAUCCAGGAAACAAUAGAUGAAUGGCUGAAGGUGCAGGCCCAGUGGCUUUAUCUGGAGCCCAUCUUCUCUUCUCAGGACAUCAUGCAGCAGAUUCCGGAAGAGGGACGACUUUUCCAAACUGUUGACAACUGGAAAGAGAUCAUGAGGCACUGCGUUAAGGACCCUAAGAUUCUGCAAGCAACCUCGCUGCCUGGUUUGCUAGAAAAACUGCAAGAUUCUAACAUCCUCCUGGAAAGCAUCAUGAAAGGACUGAAUGCCUAUUUGGAGAAGAAGCGUCUGUUUUUUCCACGGUUCUUCUUCUUGUCCAAUGAUGAAAUGCUGGAGAUUCUGUCUGAGACCAAGGACCCACUGCGAGUGCAGCCCCAUCUGAAGAAGUGCUUUGAGGGUAUUUCCAAACUGGACUUUCUACCCAAUCUGGAUAUCCAGGCCAUGUAUAGUAGUGAGGAGGAGCGUGUUCAGCUAAUCCAGCUCAUCUCCACGUCUGAAGCCAAGGGAGCAGUGGAGAAGUGGCUGGUGCAGGUGGAGGAUGGGAUGAUUCGCAGUGUCAGAGAUGUAGUAGCCAGGUCCAGAUUGGCCUACGCUGAGACUGCACGGAGACAGUGGGUCAAGGAGUGGCCUGGGCAGGUGGUGCUCUGCACCUCACAGAUUUUUUGGACCUUGGAGGUUCAUGAAGCUAUCAGAGCUGGAGCUGAUGGUUUAAAAAACUACUAUCAGCAACUUCAGAAUCAGCUGAAUGACAUUGUGGAGCUGGUAAGAGGGAAACUGCCCAAACAAACACGGACCACUCUGGGAGCUCUGGUCACUAUCGAUGUCCAUGCCAGGGAUGUGGUCAUGGAGCUUAUUGAAAAAAGCGUAUCCAAUGAAACAGACUUUCAAUGGCUAGCCCAACUUCGUUACUACUGGAGCAAUGACAAUGUUCGUGUUCGCAUAAUCAACUGUGAUGUUAAGUAUGCCUAUGAGUACCUGGGGAACUCACCACGUCUGGUCAUCACUCCACUGACUGACAGAUGCUACAGAACACUGAUCGGGGCAUUCUACCUAAAUUUGGGUGGUGCGCCUGAGGGUCCAGCUGGAACAGGAAAGACAGAAAACAAAGAUCUAGCCAAAGCUCUAGCUGUGCAGUGUGUGGUCUUCAACUGUUCUGACGGACUGGAUUACCUCGCUAUGGGCAAAUUUUUUAAAGGUCUGGCUUCAUCUGGUGCGUGGGCAUGCUUUGAUGAGUUCAACCGUAUUGAGCUGGAGGUGCUGUCUGUAGUGGCCCAACAGGUUCUCUGCAUCCAGAGGGCUGUCGAGCUGAAGUUGGAGUACUUUGACUUUGAAGGGACCAUGCUCAAACUUAAUCCCAACUGCUUUGUGUCCAUUACAAUGAACCCUGGCUAUGCAGGACGCUCAGAACUCCCAGACAACCUCAAGGUGUUGUUCCGAACAGUGGCCAUGAUGGUGCCCAACUAUGCACUGAUAGCAGAGAUCUCUCUUUAUUCAUAUGGCUUCCUCAAUGCCAAACCAUUGUCAGUAAAGAUUGUGAUGACCUACAGGCUAUGCUCCGAGCAGCUCUCCUCCCAGUUCCAUUAUGAUUAUGGCAUGAGGGCCGUCAAAGCUGUACUUGUGGCUGCAGGAAACCUCAAGCUCAAGUAUCCUAAUGAGAAUGAAGACAUACUGCUCCUGAGGUCCAUAAAGGAUGUCAAUGAGCCCAAGUUUCUCGCCCAUGAUAUUCCGUUGUUCAAUGGAAUCACCAGUGAUUUGUUCCCAGGCAUCUCCCUUCCUGAGCCUGACUAUAAGCUGUUUCUGGAAGCUGCUGAAGAAUGCUGUAAAAAUCAAAAUGUACAGCCAACCCAGGUCUUCUUACAGAAGAUGAUCCAGACAUAUGAGAUGAUGAUAGUCAGGCAUGGGUUCAUGCUAGUGGGAGAGUCUUUUGCCGGGAAGACUAAAGUGCUACAUGUUCUGGCUGACACACUGACUCUCAUGAAUGAGAAAGGGUACGGUGAGGAGGAGAAGAUCAUCUACAUGACAUUGAACCCAAAGUCCAUCACCAUGGGACAGCUCUUUGGACUUGACCUAGUUUCCCAUGAGUGGACAGAUGGGAUUGUGGCAAACACAUUUCGUGACUAUGCAUCGACCGACACCCCAGACC
Molecule: messenger RNA, 4905 nt
Organism: Etheostoma spectabile (orangethroat darter)
Lineage: Eukaryota; Metazoa; Chordata; Actinopteri; Perciformes; Percidae
Product: dynein heavy chain 12, axonemal-like
Biological process (GO): microtubule-based movement
Cellular component (GO): dynein complex
Molecular function (GO): dynein light intermediate chain binding; dynein intermediate chain binding; ATP binding
Source: RefSeq, a predicted model, not a curated record